AUGGAAAAUAUGGAGGUAUUGGCGAUAGACCGGCUGUCAUGGGUUGCAGAAUAUGAUGAAUGGGUUACAUUCGGGGGUUUAGAUUCCGAUGCAUCCUCGUAUAAUCAGGACGGGUGGAGAAAACUGGUCAAGGAUCAACAGACCAAGGAUCUCAUACAAUCCUUACUGGAUACCAUUGAAUGUUCUCCUGGAAGUCCACAGAAAGUUCGGCAAGGCAUGAAUAUCCUUUUCGAAGGGGAGCCAGGAACGGGCAAGAGAACAUUUGCUCACGCGGUCUGCACUAUGCUCAAGCACCCGAUGUUUGAUAUUCGGGUCAUCCCGUUCAAUGUAAACGUGCAACCGUGGGAUCGGUAUGUACCAUUCGAACGCAUCAACACUAUGAUUCAAGAAUUCGAGUCGCCCGGAUGCAUCUGUCUCUGGCCGUCGCAAUCUGACCCGACUGCAUCGCCAACUUUCCCUAUUGUUGCUAUCAAAUUCCACACUCUCGAUCGAGCAGCCCGUUGCCAACGUUGGCUAGAACUCUUUGGCCGAGAUGACCUGGCUACAACUUUCUCUAGCGGCGAGCACGCAUCCGGCCUUACCGUGAGGGACACGAAGACGCGGACCUUCCUUGAGGAGAUUGAGGAGAUCUCUUGGUACAAACUCAAUGGAGCGGAUAUCGAAGAUUUCAUGACUUGCGCACGACACUCGUCUGGGGAACAAGAUCCAACUCCUCAGCACGUAAAGGUGGCUCUCGAGGCGUGGGAGGCGCCCCUCCCUCUACGAAGGAAGGUAGCUCGGUUUUUAGUGCAUUCAUGGAAUGCAUCCACCCGACUGUGCGAGUGA
Molecule: messenger RNA, 825 nt
Organism: Suillus subaureus
Lineage: Eukaryota; Fungi; Basidiomycota; Agaricomycetes; Boletales; Suillaceae
Exons: 8
Coding region: 1-825 (274 amino acids)
Source: RefSeq, a predicted model, not a curated record